Messenger RNA from Lachancea lanzarotensis, 1872 nucleotides. RefSeq names its product LALA0S04e01090g1_1. The transcript has a single exon. Bases 1 to 1872 code for a protein of 623 amino acids. The record is from RefSeq and is a predicted model, not a curated record. Lineage: Eukaryota; Fungi; Ascomycota; Saccharomycetes; Saccharomycetales; Saccharomycetaceae.
AUGACAGUUUCAAAGUCCGCAGUGCAAGCCCCAGGUUCCGGCCUCGCUGCAGCGCAGACCAAAAAUCCGUCGUCGUGGGAUCCUCAAGACGACGUGUUGUUGCGGCAUUUGAAAGAGGUUAGAAAACUCGGAUGGAAAGAAAUUGCACAGUACUUCAAAAACAGAACUCCAAAUGCCUGUCAGUUUCGCUGGCGCAGACUGAGGUCCGGAAAUCUGAAAAUCACGGGGAAACCGCCAACGGACGAAACUCCAGAGGAUCAACAAGGUGCUGGAAAUGGUUCAGCCCAGGCUGGAAUAGGAAACGGAGUUUUAUCAUCAGAGGGCAAUAAUAUUGACGUGACUCUACCCGUUGGAUCGCCCCUAGUAUCUACAGCUGGAGUUGACCCACUUUCGUCAAUAACGCCUCAAUCAGUUGGAGAGCACGCGGUAGCUCCGCUUGCUUCGCGUCCUAGCGCAUUUUCCCUUGGUGAGAACCUGGGCCUAAAAUCCAACACACCCUCUAGCCUGUCUAUGCCGCAUUAUGUCCCACCUGCGAUACCUGGGACGCCGUAUAUGGACCCCCCCGUCGUUGCUUCUUCUGAACCAACACCUAUUGCAGGAUUAUCCUUUAGGACUCCGACAAACUUCUCGCAAUCGGCACACGGUUUUCCAUCUUAUCAACAGCUCCCUCAGCAGCAGGCAACUCAUUAUCAUACUGACCCGGAAAAAUUCGUGAAACCUAGGUCCUACUCGCAUACCAUGGCUCCACCAUCAGGUUUGCUAAAUUCUUCCUCUACUUCUCAUCUGCCCCCAACUGAUGCCAAAAAGACAUCAGAAGAUGAGAACCUGGGUCUCAUACCUAAAGUUCUGGUACGCUCCAGACGUGCUUCCGUUGCACAACACCCACCUCUACCGCACUCGGCUGUAUCGACAUCGGCCAUUUCGUCGGCAUCGAGUUUUAGCAAUCUUUCUGCGGGUCUCAAUACAACCUUGACGACGUCGAAACUUCGUAAGAACUCAUUUUCAUCUCGGCCACGACGUUCAUCUUUUCAAAUGGCGGCCCCAGAUAGAAACUUUUCGACCCCAUCUCGAAGAGGUUCUGUUGUGCAUGCCCCUUCGUCGGUAGCUUCAUUAACCAGACGGGAAAGCUUCAAUAAUCCUCCUUCACGCCGUGGGUCGUCCAUACAAGCCAGAAGAGAAAGUUUUGUGCAGCCCGCAAUGAUUAGGCGCGAAUCCAUUUCCAAUUAUACAGAUGUUCCUCGUUCUAACACGGCGACAUUCAACCCGGGUAUUAGAACGGCUCUGAGCCAUGCAGGCUUAGGUUCAGAACCAUCAAACUGGUCUUUGGAUGAGGACCGCCUCUUACACGAAAGACAAGAGAAGCAUCUUUCCUUAGACGAGCUUAGCAUCCUACUUCCACACAGGUCAGAGAAAGAGAUUCAGGUCAGGAUAGGAACUUUGGGCCUUCCUUCCUCCUCUCCAGCUAGCAAUUCGCCCCUUGAUUCUCCUGACAGAUCGCUCACUGAAGAUACCGCAAUCGAGGAAGAAAGCAAUGCAGAUGUCGACGAUAAUUCGCGUGCACCAUCCCAGGUGGUGUUUGAUAUUAAGAAAGAAGUAUCCCCAUCAUUAUCACUAUCUUCAGACUCCAACGGCAGAGAAAAUUCACCUGUGUUUUCCCCUCACCCCGCUAAUCGUGAUGCUUCGCCUGCUAAUUUUGAGGCAUCCACGAAGUCUGGGUUGAGUAAGUCUCUAGAGCAGUCAAAAUACGGUUACUCGCCUGGCCUGACCGAUCAUCGUGGUAUUUCAUACGCUUCUGUGAAUAGCACAAGCAACCCGGUUGCCCAUAAUGCCGCCCUGCCUCCGCUGAACAGUCUUUUCAAAAACAUAUUAUGA